Drosophila busckii is the source of this 1460-nucleotide messenger RNA. RefSeq lists its product as uncharacterized. The record is from RefSeq and is a predicted model, not a curated record. Bases 1 to 1248 code for a protein of 415 amino acids. The transcript has 3 exons. Lineage: Eukaryota; Metazoa; Arthropoda; Insecta; Diptera; Drosophilidae.
AUGUCGGACACGCUGCCCUUGUAUCUAACGCCGCAGUUCUUCAGACGCUGCCUGGAGCACGGACUGCAGCAACAGGAGCUCAAGGUGCGUGAUGUGCAGCUGACGAAUCUAACGCGUGGUGGCGAGAACUACUGCAGCAACAUAUAUAGAGCGCAUGUGAAGUAUCAGACAGCAGAGGAGGAGGAGCUCAUAGAAACAUCCUUGAUUGUCAAGAGCAUGCCGGAGGAGAAGCAGGCGAUACUAGCACGACUGCAAAUCUACAACAAGGAGACUUUAUUCUAUUUGCAUAUCAAGCCAAAGCUGGAGGCGCUCAUGUGGCAUGCCACAACAGCGACUGAGAGUUGGCAGCUGGGCGCCAGACACUACUACUCCACGACGCAGCCAGAGCAGACCAUAAUCUUUGAGGAUCUGUGCCACUUGGGCUAUCAGCUGAAGUGUCGCCAGCUGGGCUUGGAUGCAGCACAUGCGACGCUGGUGAUGCGCAAGCUGGCGCAAUAUCAUGCGCUCACCAUGCUGAUGGCUGAGCACGAGCCACAGCAUAUAAUAGAUCGCUAUCCCUUUGGCUUGCUGCACAUGGACGCCAUUAAAUCGCAGCCCUUUAAGCUGCUCUUCGGCACUCAGCUGCUGAAGCUGACAGCGCUGAUAAGCGAUAGUGAAGAGUUUGCUGGCAUUACGCGCAAGCUCUAUCGCUAUCAUGAGCACUUCACGGAGCGUGUGCUCAAGGCGGUUUAUCCGCUGCGUGGUGCCUACAAUGUGUUGAAUCAUGGCGAUCUGUGGGUGAACAAUAUAUUCUUUAAGUACGACAAGCAGUACAAGCUGCAGCAAGUUAAGUUUAUUGACUUUCAGCUUUGCUUCUACGGCAGUCUGGGCUUUGACAUAAACUAUUUUCUCAACACUAGCUUGGAGCUUGAGGUGCUGCGCACACAGCGUCAGCAUUUGAUUGAUGUCUACUAUGAAUCGCUUAUUGGCUGCCUGCAGCAGCUGCCUUGGCAUAAACCUUUGCCCAGCCAUGCCGAUAUCUUAGCUGAAGUACAAGCUAGAGAAGCUUAUGGAUUCUUUGUUGCCUUUGGCUUCUUUCCGCUGAUGAGCAUGAUUGGCAUUGACUCGGAGGACAACUCGUUGAAAAACUUUCAUGAUGAGCAAUUUGCACGUCAAAAGGUGCAGCUGAUGUUUGAGGGCAAUUCUCGCACGCUAGAGAGUCUCAAGUUUUCGCUCAAGCGCUUGGAUGACUUGCAUAUAUUUGAUUGAAGUGCAAUGCAUUGUUUCAAAUUGCAUGCCUUGUUUCAUAAAUAAAAUAGCUAUGUAUAUGUAAAUUGACAGCAUUUCGAUUGUGAAACAAAGCAAAUAUAUAAUUUUGCCCUUAACUACAGUAGAGACAAUAAAGAGCAUUCUUCGCUUUAAACUUACAUAAGCUGCAGCGUAUUAUAGAUUAGAAUAAAACAUAAGUUCUUUAUAUUAGA